AUGAAGGAAAUAAUGAAAAAACAUCUAAACUAUAAAUUAUAUAUCCCAUGGAAUAGGCUUGACAUUAUCUUUUCAAACUCCGACAACACUUUCUUGCUAAAACAAAAAAUCGAAAUGCCCAGACCCCCUUCAAACACACCUGCCCCAAAUGAAGCAAUGAUUGACGACAAUGAAAUGCAGGACGAUUGUUCUUCUGAAACUUCUCAUGCAGCACACCCUGAACACAAUAUAGAUCAAACCAGUUCACAUGCAGAUGCAUGCAUUGUGCAUGAUCCAACUCAAAUUA
Acaulospora morrowiae is the source of this 286-nucleotide messenger RNA. The record is from the annotation of a GenBank genome assembly. Lineage: Eukaryota; Fungi; Glomeromycota; Glomeromycetes; Diversisporales; Acaulosporaceae.